Ochotona curzoniae (black-lipped pika) is the source of this 2932-nucleotide messenger RNA. It is a transcript of the gene PRRT3, whose product is annotated as proline rich transmembrane protein 3. The record is from RefSeq and is a predicted model, not a curated record. NCBI's taxonomy places the organism in Eukaryota, Metazoa, Chordata, Mammalia, Lagomorpha, Ochotonidae. Bases 1 to 2808 code for a protein of 935 amino acids. The transcript has 3 exons.
AUGGUCCCCAGUGUGUGGGGCUGCAUCUGUGACCUCCUGUUACUGCUGGCUCUGGGGGCCAGCCCUGCCAUGGGCCGCAACCUUCCUAGGCCACUGGAAGACUCAGAACUCCACCUGACUCCAGAAGCCCACUCCAAGGGCCCUGAUGUCUUCUGGGGGAGCCCCUGGGGUCCCACACUCCCCCAGGCUCCUGCUGCAGACUCUCCCCCUGGGCCAGCCCUGCACAGGCCCAGAGCAGCCCCUGGAGCUGCAAGAGAACAACUUCCGGGACCUGACAACUUACAGGUGGCGUGGGGGCCGGGUUUCCAGGGCUGGAUGGGACCUCCCAGUGCAUGGGAGCCUCUGGAGCAAGAAACGCUGGCCCCGGCCCCAAUGGGAGCUCUAUCGCCACCCUUCUCCCCCACAAUACCCCAGCCUCCCCCCAGGGCAGCCACGAUUCCUCCCUCUCCGUGGGAGCCUGGCAGCCAAGCUCCACGGCCUCCGCCUGUGGAUGCCGAGGCUAGAGACCCUGCUCAAACCCUUGGGGCCCCCUCGGGCACUGCCAGGGGGCCAGUACUGGGAGACCAAGGUGGGCAAGAGGAGGACUUGCAGGAACUUGCUCAAGGCCCCCUCACCAGCCAGCAGCAUCCUGCAGCCCCGGAUACUGGUCCAGCAUCCACAGUGGAGUUAGGAUCCCCCCCUCGGGAGCCUGGGAUCCAGGUGGACUUGGCACCGGCCAGAAGUCUCCCUCCUGCUGAGCAGCUGCCAGCUGAAACCCCAAAAGAGGCAGGAGCUGGAGAAACCAGGCCGGUGAGCUCCCCAGGCCCCCCACCUGAUGCCACGGCUUCCUCGGGACCCCCGCCCACAGGUCCUGCAGCUUCUGCAGCCCCCAGUGGGCAGCCCAAGCCAGCGAUAGCAGCGAUGAAUGGGGCGGACCCAAUUUCCCCGCAGCGGGUGAGAGGUGCGGUAGAAGCUCCAGGCACCCCCAAGUCCCUCAUCCCUGGCCUCGUGGACCCUGGCCCAGCCACAAAUGCAACAGAGAGUCCAGCCACGGCCCUGCAGCCAGAUGAGUCUGAAGAGUGGCCGAGGCGCCCCCAAAGUCACCCCCCUGCACCCCCAGUCCAAGCCCCAUCAACGUCCCGCCGGGGUCUCAUCCGAGUCACCACCCAGCGAGCCCUGGGCCAGCCUCCCCCUCCAGAGCCCUCUGACAGCUCCACAGCCUCUGUGCCUGCCUCCAGCCCCCCAGCCAAUGCCACCGCGCCACCCCUGCGCUGGGGGCCCCUGCGGCGCGUACUGAGCUUCUCCUGGGAGCUGCACGUCUAUGGGGUCGGGGUGCUCUUCCUGCUGCCCGCCCUGCUGGCACUGGCUACGCUAGCAGCCGCCCCGACAGGGCCUCGGCUGGCACUGGCUGCAGCGGUGCUGGUGCUGGUGGCUUCGGGGCUGCGGUCAGCUUACAUGCUCACUGACCCCUACGGCUCGCAGGCACGGCUAGGUGCACGCGCCGGCCUCGUACUCUACAACCUGCCCUUCCCUUUGCUGCUCACAGCGCUAGCGGCCCUCACCUUGCUUGGCCUGGGUGCGGGGCUGCCGCCACUGCUGCAGAGGCCGCUGCUGCUGGGGGCCUUGGCACUGGUGCACGGUGCGGGCUUGCUGACCACGGACCUGCUGUCCUCGCAGCCUGCGCUCAACCUCCUGGUGCAGGGCCUGUCCUGUGCCUGGGGUGCGUCGGUAGCUCUGGGCACGCUCUGCCUGUGCCGGCGUCGCCUGCUGGAUGGGCCGCGCGUCUGGGAUACCAGCCCGGGCCCACGGCUGUUGGCCGUGGCCGGUUCGCUGGGGCUGCUGGCCAGCGGCCUGCAGCUGGCAGCCGCACUCUGGCUGUACCCAGGCCCGGGCCGCGUAGGCCGUUUCUCGUGGGCCUGGUGGGGCGUCCACUUCUGGCUGCGCCUGCUGGAGCUAACAUGGGCAUUCGCCAUGGCACUAGCUGCAGUGGCCGCCGCGCGACCCCGGCCGCCCACAGAGCAUGCCUGCUGGGCCAAGCUGCUGCGGCUGGCGUGCCCCGCGCCGGUGGGCAAGAGUGAGGUGCCAGAGCGACCCAAUAACUGCUACGCGGGGCCCAGCGGCGUGGGUGCCACAGGCGGCCUGGACAUCAGCAAGAGUCUCAUUCGCAACCCGGCCGAGGCCGGCCCGUCCGCCACGCCCAGCUCUGGGGCCUGGGGGUCAGCCGCGUCGCUGGGUCGCGGUCCCCACGCGGGACUGUCCCGCGGCAGCAUGGGGCCGGCGCCGUCGCUGAGCGAGCUGGACCUGCGACCGCCGUCGCCCAUCAACCUGAGCCGCAGCAUCGACGCGGCGCUCUUCCGCGAGCACCUGGUGCGAGACAGCGUGUUCCGGCACUGCGGCCUGCGCGGCCUGGUGUCCCCGCGGCCUCGCCGGGGCAGCCAGCCGGACGCCGCCGAGCUGGACGGCGCAGGCGCCUCGCUGCUCCGCGGCCGCUGCCGGUCACUGAGCGACGUGCGCGUGCGCGGGCCCCUCCCGCCGCACGUGGCCGACGUGCCCCACGGGGCGGCCGCGGGGGCCUCGGGCAGCUCCCUGGACAGCUUCUCCAAGGGCUCGCUCAAGAUCAGCUGGAACCCGUGGCGCCACGGGCUGUCGUCGGUGGACAGUCUGCCCCUGGACGAGUUGCCCAGCACGGUGCAGCUGCUGCCUGCGCCCACACCGGCCCCGGCCCCGGCCCCAGCUCCGACCCCAGCCCCUGCCCGGCCUGGGGAGGCCCCGCCGCGUUGCAGGCCUGGAGACUCUCGCAGCGCCUCCAGCGACACCAUUGAGUUGUGAGCGGCCCUCGCUGACCACCAGCCGAAGUGCGGGGCCCGCAGCUGAUGGCCAACCCCCUACUGACUGCGAUACCUGGACGUCAACUUGCCCCUUACACGUUUUGCGUUUAAAUCUAUUUUUCUCA